This is a messenger RNA of Chiroxiphia lanceolata (lance-tailed manakin), 1068 nucleotides long. RefSeq names its product male-enhanced antigen 1 (gene MEA1). The record is from RefSeq and is a predicted model, not a curated record. The coding region runs from base 45 to 536 and encodes 163 amino acids. The transcript is spliced from 3 exons. Gene Ontology annotation, biological process: spermatogenesis. Lineage: Eukaryota; Metazoa; Chordata; Aves; Passeriformes; Pipridae.
GGUUCCGGGCGGUGGCGGCGGCUCCGCGGCGCCGCGCCCUGUGCAUGGCCGUGGCGCCGAGCAUGGGCCCGGAGCGUGUCUGUCCCCGGGAGCCCGGGCUGCCGGAGGGCCCUGACGGUGCGGCGGGGUGGAGCGGCGACGAGGAGGAGGAGGAGGAGGAGGAGGAGGAAGGUGGCGGAGGGUACUUUUACCAGCCACUGAGCCAGGAACCGGAGCAGGGCCCCGGCGAGGCGGGCCCCGGCCUGCAGGAGCGGCUGCAGAUGCUGAGGCUGCACCUGCCCGACCCGCCGACGGACAGCGAGGAGGAGGAGGAGGAGGUGGCGGAAGGCGCCGCGGCUCAGAGCAGCCGCAGUUCCAUCCCCAUGGAUGCAGAGCAUGUCGAGCUGGUGAAGAGGACAAUGGCCAGCGUGAAGCUGCCUACCCUGGGCAUCCCCGCCUGGGCCAGCCAGAUCUCGGAGGAGCAGUGGAAGGACGUGGUGCAGCGCACACUGCAGGCCCGGCAGAGCCUCGGCGGUCCCCGGCCCGACUGGAAGUGAGAGCUGAGCUGCAGCACAGGAGCUGCAAACCCGAGCCCUCCCUCCACCCUGCAGGCACCCGCUGCCUCCAAGCCAGGUGCUGACAGGACUUGCCAGUAUCGACCUUCCAGUUUCUCCCACUGACAUUGUCUGAUUUACCUUCCCACUCCUCUUUCCUGGUUCUGGCUGGUGAAUAAGUCAAUGUGAUGUCCUUGUGUUGGCUUCCUCUGCCUCUGAGGAGCCUGACUGGUUUCUAUACCUGUGUGCCUGUGGGGCGAGGGGACUUAGCUGGCUUUGCCCAGAUUCCCUCAGGACAAACACUGGACUUGUCCCUGUGCUGACAUACCUGAGAAGUCCCUCUCCAGGCUUGGGCCCCUUCUCCCAGGACAGGGUCUGUGUUGGAAUAUCAGAGGCAGAGCCAGAUGUGUCAUUCCAAGAGAUUGGUUUUAUUUAGUUCUGUACAUACAGGGACAUCUGUACAAAAUCCAACACUUUCAUACUAUGUAAUGCUCUACUGAAAAUAAAGUACACCAUAUGUACAUAUGAACUGUAA